AUGCCCGCACGUGCCGCACGUGGACUGCUUACAACUUGCUCAGAAACCACAAUGGCUACCACGACAGUGCUGGCACUCCAUGGUCACUUCCAGAAUGCUGCGAUGUACUCCAAGAAGCUCGGCGCUCUUCGCAAGCACUGCGAGAAAUCCGUCGAGUUCGUCUUCAUCGAUGCGCCAAACGUCCUCCAACCAGUGGAUAUGGCGGGUGCUACUUCAACAGAGGCACUCGAGGCUUCCGCGACAGGAGGAGAUGCCCGAGCUUGGUUCAACUUUGACGACAGUCGCAACGAGGCCGUCGGUCUACCACAAUCACUCGAAACGUUGCGAGACGUGCUGAAGACGAGGCACUUUGACGGUGUGAUCGGGUUCUCACAGGGUGCUGUCGUCGCUGGUCUUCUCACCGCGCUCCUGGAGCGGCCCGAGGUCUACCCGGACUUCCUCGUCGAUGGAAAACCUCCUCACCCACCCUUUAAAUUUUGCAUCGCUGUGGCCGGAUUCCGCCUACGCGGCGCCAUCGGGGAUGCAGUCUAUUCCCAAAUGUACAAAACGCCAACACUGCAUGUCUUGGGGCGGAACGACAUCAUCGUCAUCGAAGAGCGAUCGAGGACGCUUAUAGCCGUCUCAGAGAAUGCGCGCGUAGAGCAGCACGACGGCGGUCACUUCUUGCCCUCCAAGACCAGCUGGCGCAAAUUCGUCGCGGCUUACAUCGCUGAUCCGACUGGGCCAGUCGUCUCACCGUCCGUUUCUGUGUCUGCAGACAACUCCGGCGUAGUUAGUCCGGCUUGA
Messenger RNA from Mycena indigotica, 786 nucleotides. Its product is annotated as FSH1 domain-containing protein. NCBI's taxonomy places the organism in Eukaryota, Fungi, Basidiomycota, Agaricomycetes, Agaricales, Mycenaceae. Bases 1 to 786 code for a protein of 261 amino acids. Gene Ontology annotation, cellular component: cytoplasm; nucleus. The record is from RefSeq and is a predicted model, not a curated record. The transcript is spliced from 6 exons.